AAAAGAACAUGCAAAACAUACAAAUUAACUAUGGUGAGGUAGUUUACCAUAUAGUUUGUCAGAGAGAACAUCUAGUUCGAGACAUCUACUACCAAUUGUACGUCUUUACGAAUGCUAUUACAUUGUCAACUGUAAUUCUAUAGAGUUAUGAUUUAAUAAUAGGAAAUGGAAUCACCCAGUCCAAAGUACAUGGUGCCAAUAAACUUAGAGAAUAACAUCCAUUGGGUCAAAAAUAAUCAAAGAGUCUUGACUCAAUUCGGUAUUGAGUACAAAGGAACAGUCAAAUAUUUCACAGCUCCAGAAUAAGAACUAAAGACAUUCAAGAGAAUAAUCAAAAACAGAAUAAUGUACAGAGAAGUCAGCGACUUUUAUCAACCAUUAAAACUCUUGGGCAAGGGAGGCUCAUCCAAAGUAUGUUAUUUAACUUAAUUUUAGGUUUAUUUGGUAUAGGAAAAGGACAAUUCAGCAGAGUUUGCAUCCAAAUGUAUUGAGAAAAGGUAUCUCAGAGAAGAUGGUGGUUAUGUAAGAAUUCUCUCUUAAUUUUAAGACUGCCUUAUUCAAUGAAAUUACAAUCAUGUCCAACCUAGACAACGAGUAAAUCGUCAAACUUGAAGAAGUCUAUGAAGGAGACAACACAUUUUAUCUCAUACUUGAGUAUUUGAAAGGACCAAGUCUACAUGACUUAUGUAAUAGUAGAAGUACAACAUAGCCUUUGUCUUGGGAGUAGAUUAAACAAAUCAUGUGGGUACUUUAAUAUGUUUAAAUAUUUAUAGCAAUUACUCAAAGGAGUAGCUCAUAUGCAUAGUUUAAACAUCAUGCAUCGAGAUCUCAAACCAGAGAAUAUCAUGUUUAAGGAACAUGGAUCUGUCUAAGGACUUAGAAUAGUUGAUUUCGGCUUGGCAACAAAUACAAAUGUAGAAAAAUACCCAUUCCCAAAAUGUGGAACUCCUGGUUAUGUUGCUCCAGAAAUCGCUAAUCUCAAAGAUCUCACUCUAAAAUAUGAUAAGAUCUGUGAUAUGUUUAGUGUUGGUUGCAUCUUCUACAAAUUGUAAGCAAUUGUUUUUAUUCUUUAGGAUUACUCAGAAGGAUUUAUUCCCAGGUAUUGACUAUCAUGAAAUUCUUAAACUGAACAAAAAAUGCUACGUUAAUCUUGAUAAUCUUCAGAUGUUCAAGGCUCCCUCUUCAGCUGUUGAACUCAUCUCUUAAAUGCUUAAUCCCAAUCCUAGUCUAAGAAUCUCUGCUUAAAAAGCCUUAGAGCACUUAUUCUUUGUUCAAAGUCCCUAAGCUGAUAUCAGAAUUAGCUUUUAGACAAAAAAGCGAUUAGAUCCUUAGAACAAAUUAUGGUAGACUUAACUUUUCAAAAACAUCAAAUCGGAUAAAAUUCAGCUUCCUGAGAUUCCAGUUAAACAUAGGUAAUAAGCAAGAGAGGAUGAAGUGGUUGAAGACGAGAAAGUAUGCAUAAAUGUUCCUGUUAUGAAAAGCCCCAGAUUUCAAUAAUAAAUUAAAUAGAAAAAUAUUAAUCUCAUCGAUAGUUAACCUUCAACUCCAAGAACCAAAUAAAUUAAGAAAUACUCAACUCAAGAUUAUGAUUUAUCAUCUGAUGCUUCAUCUCCUGAUUCUGCUAGAAUGAGACCAACUAUUGUCCUUAAAAAUUUACCUCAAAGCACCGCCAAGGCUCAAACUCCAAGGGCUCGACCUAGCAAAUAAAUCAUUUUCUAAAGACAACUGUCCAAUUAACCUAUUGAGGAAGUAAAUGAAGAAGAAAUUAAAGCUUGAACAUAGUUGAAACUAAC
Messenger RNA from Paramecium octaurelia, 1793 nucleotides. The record is from the annotation of a GenBank genome assembly. NCBI's taxonomy places the organism in Eukaryota, Ciliophora, Oligohymenophorea, Peniculida, Parameciidae.